Oncorhynchus nerka (sockeye salmon) is the source of this 1744-nucleotide messenger RNA. RefSeq names its product mitochondrial ribosomal protein L37 (gene mrpl37). Gene Ontology annotation, cellular component: mitochondrion; ribosome. NCBI's taxonomy places the organism in Eukaryota, Metazoa, Chordata, Actinopteri, Salmoniformes, Salmonidae. The transcript has 7 exons. The record is from RefSeq and is a predicted model, not a curated record. The coding region runs from base 112 to 1416 and encodes 434 amino acids. Gene Ontology annotation, biological process: translation. Gene Ontology annotation, molecular function: structural constituent of ribosome.
CUUUGAACCUCAGUGCUGGUGAAAAAGAUGGCGGCGCCCUACGGUGAUACGUGUAACGAGAAGAUGCUGUAGAUAAUUAUUACUUUAUAAAGAUAAAUAAUACUUAGCAACAUGUUUAAAGAAACUGCACAACUUUUUAAGGCCGCAGCUCCUUUGCUUGCAAAAACGACGCUUUGGAAAGAAGUAAGAAUCAGCUCGACACAUGUAGGGAGCAGUGUCCACGGGCAUAGAUAUUUCAAUGUCACCUGCAGUUUAUGUGCGAAGGUACCGCCGAGAAAAAAGCCGCGAGUCAAGGUGGACAUACCCGGACUCGAGCGCAUUACCUAUGGCGAUAGAAUGCACUAUGUCCCUGGGUUGGCAAAGCCCUCUUUCCCUACCUGGGUGCGAGACUGGAACGACCCCUCUCAUUAUUAUGCGCCGAAAGAGGAAGAAAUGCCACUCCAUAAAGAGAAGUCUUGCUUCAUAUUUAACCAAAGGACAAACGCACUUGAAGGUGUCAGGCAAGCACUGUGGCUCACUAAAUCCAAGCUGACAAAUGGACUUCCGGACCAGGUUCUGUCAUUGGCUGAGAAUGAAGCCAAUCAGAUUGAAAACCAGGAUGAGCGAGUUCAGAAUGCCAUCAGGCAUGCUCGCUUCUGGGACACCACAGAGGAACGACCGUCCAGAGACAAUUUCUGCGUGGCUUUGCUGAGGAGCCUGAUCCACCUGUGUGGGAGCCUGCAGGUCAGUCAUCCUGGGCUUGGCAGGAGGAUCCUGGCGGAGAAAUACAGUCUGGCUGCCACAUGGAGCAGAGGUGAAGACUUGUUCCAGGUGCGAGGGCAGAAUGGGUUGCUGCUCAACAGCAUGGCCCCACUCCCAGUGCUUGCUGGGAAAGAGGAGGUCCAGAGCACGGCCGACCAUGUCCUGGAGACGUUCUACCCAAUCUCUCCCACCAUCGACCUGCAGAGUGUCCAGGUCUACGAGGAGCAGAACCAUACAGGCUUCAAGGAGGACUACCCUUACCCUCAUGCCCACACCCUGUUCCUCCUGGAGGCAGGAGACACCCCUGUCACUCUCCUUCCUGAGCAGCUCCGUGCUAAGAUGAUCAUGUUUGCCUUCGGGAACGCCCUGGCUCGUGCUCACACACUCCACGGGACUAAGCCUGGGGUGCUGGAGCAGCCCAUAGUGGUCCAGUCGGUGGCCACCAACGGCCGGAUGUUCCAGUAUGUGGUGUUCCAGCUCAACACCACAGACCUGCAGGCUGACGAGGGGGUCAAGAACCAGGUGUGGGUGGAGAAUGACCAGCUGCUGUACGACUUCGCCAAGGUCCGCCCCCUCAUCAAGAAGAGGGUGGUGCAGAUUCCACCAGGUCUAUCUGGGUACAAGCCUGAAACCUUCCAGAAGUUCCUGUCCCUCUAUCUGCAUGGAGCUGUGUGAACUAGCUACAUUAAAUGGCACCAAAACAACAAUGUUCCACUAUUCAUAACCUUCCUUUUUCUACUGGCAUUACUGUAAUAUCUGAAAAGUCACCCUAGAUACUCUAGCUCAUCAGAGUCAAGUUUCAUUGCGUUUCUCUACCCUAGGCUCAGUUUUGGAUCACAAUCCUCUGUAGAAGAGGAUUGUGAUCCAUAUCUCUUAUUGCUUAAGAAAAUGACCAAAAUAGCAAUGUGGAAAUGUAGCUAUGUAUGUCAUUAUGACAAACUCAUUAUUUUGAGAUGCUUAAUUUGUUUCCAGAAUUGAUUAAAUGGAUACAGAUGUCACACAA